Pygocentrus nattereri (red-bellied piranha) is the source of this 1536-nucleotide messenger RNA. RefSeq names its product ubiquitin protein ligase E3D (gene ube3d). Gene Ontology annotation, cellular component: nucleus; ubiquitin ligase complex; cytosol. Gene Ontology annotation, molecular function: ubiquitin protein ligase activity; ubiquitin conjugating enzyme binding; cyclin binding. The coding region runs from base 140 to 1327 and encodes 395 amino acids. The record is from RefSeq and is a predicted model, not a curated record. Gene Ontology annotation, biological process: protein polyubiquitination; protein monoubiquitination; proteasome-mediated ubiquitin-dependent protein catabolic process. The transcript has 10 exons. Lineage: Eukaryota; Metazoa; Chordata; Actinopteri; Characiformes; Serrasalmidae.
ACGGCGGCGUUAACGCGCCAGGCCCUUAGAUGGCAGUAAUGCCUCUCUGCAGGAACCUGUGAGGCAACAGCCACAGAAAGAAAUGACAAGCACGUCCAUGCCCGCCGUUUGAGACGUGCGUUUAGAACUGCGGACAGAAAUGGAGGUGAUGGAGAAACAGCACUUCAUCUUUCUAGAGCUGAGACAACGGCUGCAAAGCGGCCUCAUCGUUUUACGAAAUGAUGCUGUUGAAGACAGAGCUGAGAUAAAUGUGUCUAGUGGAGACUCAGCCCUUAAAAUUCGAGCACCUGAUGGGGAGUAUCAAGUGAAGCUGUUACCAGGGCUCGGUCUAGUGGAGGGGUCGUGUCAGAAGAGUGCUGAAGUGAAUGAUGAUGGGUUGCAUAUCAGACUGCGGUUGAAGGUGGACCAGUGUUCAGAGGCUUCAGACAGUGUGAUUGAGCGCUUGAGAGCGCAGGAGAAGUAUUGUAUUCUGUGCCAGUCCUGCGGGGCCAUGCUGUUUAAAGACAGAGUUUUCAGACGAGUUCUCCCCCUACCCAACGGGAACUGGAAUGCUUUAGUGGAUGAUUGGUGCUGCCAUCCUGAUCCUUUUGCAAACAGAAAGCUUCUCCCUAAAGAAGAGGACUGCUUACUUGGAGACACUUAUUUCCUCUUGACCUGGGAUAGUAGUUGCGACCAAAGCCUUGCACAGGAAGUGGACCUAUCCCAUGUAAACUCUGGCUCUAAUCAACAUUCGGGGAAGAAACCUGGCCACAGGAAUGUGGGGGUCUUCUGUAAGAAGUGCUCUGCAGUGUUGGGAGAGGCAGUCACGACAGAGGUGGUAAAAUUCUAUAUAACUCAGGUGGUGGUAACACAGAGCGAAGAUGGACAGAGCAUGAUUACACAGCCCAGACAGCGGUUCUUAGAAAGAGCCCUUGCUUCAAGACUUUUUGAGCUGUCAUCUGUUCAAAGCACAUUCCGCUUUUCCAUCCAGACCCCAGGUGGCAAAGCUAUGAUCAUGAUCUGGCUUCUGAACACGGAUACUCUGAUUGCUUCAUUCUCUGAGAAAGCCAGGAGCAGUGACAGUCCCAUAUCCAACAGCGACCGCCAUCUUGAUGAGCAUCAAUCAUGCCAGGCAGUUUGUGCAAGCAAAGUCCUUUACCUCCCCUGCACUCACAGCAAGCACCAGGAGGCUAUUGAUGCCUGGGAGAAGGAUAUAAGUGUUCACCCGCUGCCACUUCCUCAGAGCACGUGUGAAGAGGUACUGCAGCUCCUGACCGCCUGCAACAGCAGACUGCCCCCGUCACUGCGCUCUCUGAACUCCUAUCAGGUGGCCUAUUUGAGAAGAUGAAUUGCAAGUAGACGUGGUUCACAAUGAUCAGUAUCCAUUCAACAAAGAUCGCAAGACCUUUCUGAAAUAUAUAGUUAUUGUUUUUCCUAAAGUUAGUAUUAAAAAGAAGACUUUUAUAUCCAUUAUGUUUGUGUUGUAUUGUUGUAUCUUAUUACUGCUCUGUUUAAAGUCAUCCAGCGCAGUAAAGUUGGUAUGUUGCCAGAAUGUCA